This is a messenger RNA of Myiozetetes cayanensis, 10013 nucleotides long. RefSeq names its product cullin associated and neddylation dissociated 1 (gene CAND1). The transcript has 15 exons. The record is from RefSeq and is a predicted model, not a curated record. Gene Ontology annotation, biological process: protein ubiquitination; SCF complex assembly. The coding region runs from base 119 to 3811 and encodes 1230 amino acids. Gene Ontology annotation, cellular component: nucleus. NCBI's taxonomy places the organism in Eukaryota, Metazoa, Chordata, Aves, Passeriformes, Tyrannidae.
CCCGGCCCGGCCCGGCCCCUGCACCGCGGGCGCAGCGGGGCCGGCCAGCCCGGGAGACGCCGCCACCGCCGCCUCCUCCUCUCCUCCUCCCCUUCCCGCCCCGGCCGCGUCCGUCAACAUGGCGAGCGCCUCGUACCACAUCUCCAACCUGCUGGAGAAAAUGACAUCCAGCGACAAGGACUUCAGGUUUAUGGCUACUAAUGACUUGAUGACGGAACUACAGAAAGAUUCUAUCAAGCUGGAUGAUGACAGUGAAAGAAAGGUGGUGAAGAUGAUUUUGAAAUUACUGGAAGAUAAGAAUGGUGAGGUGCAAAACUUGGCUGUCAAAUGCCUUGGACCUUUGGUGAGUAAAGUGAAGGAGUAUCAAGUGGAGACCAUUGUAGAUACUCUCUGUACAAACAUGCUCUCAGACAAAGAACAGUUACGUGACAUUUCAAGCAUCGGUCUUAAAACUGUGAUUGGAGAACUCCCCCCAGCUUCCAGUGGUUCUGCAUUAGCAGCUAAUGUUUGCAAAAAGAUCACAGGGCGUCUCACGAGUGCUAUAGCCAAGCAGGAAGAUGUGUCUGUUCAACUGGAGGCACUGGAUAUCAUGGCUGAUAUGCUGAGCAGGCAAGGAGGACUGCUUGUUAACUUCCAUCCUUCAAUUCUGACCUGUCUGCUCCCCCAGCUGACCAGCCCAAGACUUGCUGUGAGGAAAAGAACCAUCAUUGCUCUUGGUCACCUGGUUAUGAGUUGUGGCAAUAUGGUUUUUGUUGACCUCAUUGAACAUCUGUUGACAGAGCUGUCUAAAAAUGAUUCCAUGUCAACAACUAGGACCUAUAUACAGUGUAUUGCUGCUAUCAGUAGGCAAGCAGGUCAUAGAAUAGGUGAAUAUCUUGAGAAAAUAAUUCCUUUGGUUGUAAAGUUUUGUAAUGUAGAUGAUGAUGAACUGCGAGAGUAUUGCAUUCAAGCCUUUGAAUCUUUUGUUAGGAGGUGUCCUAAAGAAGUUUAUCCCCAUGUAUCUACUAUUAUAAACAUUUGUCUUAAAUAUCUUACGUAUGAUCCUAAUUACAAUUAUGAUGAUGAGGAUGAAGAUGAAAAUGCUAUGGAUGCAGAUGGUGGUGAUGAUGAUGAUCAAGGGAGCGAUGAUGAAUAUAGUGAUGAUGAUGACAUGAGCUGGAAAGUGAGGCGUGCAGCUGCUAAAUGUCUGGAUGCUGUGGUUAGCACACGACAUGAAAUGCUUCCAGAAUUCUACAAAACUGUAUCUCCUGCUUUAAUAGCCAGAUUCAAAGAACGUGAAGAGAAUGUCAAAGCAGAUGUUUUUCAUGCAUAUCUUUCUCUUUUAAAACAAACUCGACCUGUGCAAAGUUGGCUUUGUGAUCCUGAUGCAAUGGAACAAGGAGAGACACCUUUGACAAUGCUUCAGAGUCAGGUCCCCAACAUAGUUAAAGCCUUGCACAAACAGAUGAAGGAGAAAAGUGUGAAGACUCGUCAGUGUUGCUUUAACAUGCUGACUGAACUAGUAAAUGUGUUACCUGGAGCCCUAACACAGCAUGUUCCUGUACUUGUACCAGGAAUAAUUUUUUCACUGAAUGACAAAUCAAGUUCUUCUAAUCUGAAGAUAGAUGCUUUGUCCUGUUUGUAUGUGAUCCUCUGCAAUCAUUCUCCCCAAGUCUUUCAUCCUCAUGUUCAAGCACUGGUACCUCCGGUUGUAGCUUGUGUUGGAGACCCAUUUUACAAGAUAACAUCAGAGGCACUUUUGGUUACCCAACAACUUGUGAAGGUUAUUCGUCCAUUAGAUCAGCCUACUUCCUUUGAUGCUACUCCUUACAUCAAAGAUUUGUUUACUUGUACAAUCAAGAGAUUAAAGGCUGCUGACAUUGAUCAGGAGGUCAAAGAAAGGGCAAUAUCUUGCAUGGGUCAAAUAAUUUGUAGCCUUGGUGACAGCCUAGGCACAGACCUGCCUAGUACACUUCAGAUCUUUCUAGAGAGACUGAAGAAUGAGAUCACUCGGUUAACUACAGUGAAGGCCAUGACAUUAAUUGCUGGUUCUCCUUUGAAGAUAGAUUUGAGGCCAAUCCUUGGGGAAGGAGUUCCUAUUCUUGCUUCUUUUUUGAGAAAGAACCAGCGAGCUUUGAAACUGGGCACUCUUUCUGCUCUAGAUAUUUUAAUUAAGAAUUACAGUGACAGCUUGACAGCUGCCAUGAUUGACGCUGUCCUGGACGAGCUUCCACCUCUGAUUAGUGAAAGUGAUAUGCACGUAUCACAGAUGGCCAUCAGUUUUCUAACAACACUGGCUAAAGUAUAUCCUUCCUCCCUGUCAAAGAUCAGUGGCUCCAUUCUCAAUGAACUUAUUGGGCUGGUAAGAUCACCUCUACUUCAGGGUGGAGCACUUAGUGCCAUGCUAGAAUUUUUCCAAGCUUUGGUUGUGACUGGUACAAAUAAUUUAGGCUAUAUGGAUUUACUGCGCAUGUUAACGGGUCCAGUGUACUCACAGAGCACAGCACUUACUCACAAGCAGUCUUACUAUUCCAUUGCCAAAUGUGUUGCUGCCCUUACUCGAGCCUGCCCUAAGGAAGGACCAGCUGUUGUAGGUCAGUUCAUUCAAGAUGUUAAGAACUCAAGGUCCACAGAUUCCAUUCGUCUUUUGGCUUUGCUUUCUCUUGGGGAAGUUGGGCAUCACAUUGACUUAAGUGGACAAAUUGAGCUGAAGUCUGUAAUACUAGAAGCAUUCUCUUCUCCCAGUGAAGAAGUAAAAUCGGCAGCAUCUUACGCCUUAGGCAGCAUUAGUGUUGGCAAUCUUCCUGAGUAUCUGCCGUUUGUCCUACAAGAAAUAACUAGUCAGCCUAAGAGGCAAUACCUUCUUCUUCAUUCCUUGAAAGAAAUAAUUAGCUCUGCGUCAGUGAUUGGUCUCAAACCAUAUGUUGAGAACAUCUGGGCCUUACUCCUGAAACACUGUGAAUGUGCAGAAGAGGGCACAAGGAAUGUUGUUGCUGAAUGCUUGGGCAAGCUUACAUUAAUAGACCCAGAGACUCUGCUUCCACGACUCAAGGGAUACUUGGCAUCAGGGUCCUCAUACGCUCGAAGUUCAGUGGUUACUGCUGUUAAAUUCACUAUUUCUGAUCAUCCACAACCCAUAGACCCACUCUUGAAGAACUGCAUAGGUGAUUUUCUGAAAACGUUGGAGGACCCAGAUCUCAAUGUCAGGAGAGUAGCCCUGGUGACGUUUAACUCAGCUGCCCACAAUAAACCAUCUUUGAUAAGGGACCUCUUAGAUACUGUGCUUCCUCAUCUUUACAAUGAAACAAAAGUCAGAAAGGAAUUAAUCAGAGAGGUGGAAAUGGGACCAUUUAAACAUACAGUUGAUGAUGGCUUGGACAUAAGGAAAGCGGCUUUUGAGUGCAUGUAUACUCUAUUGGAUAGCUGUUUGGAUAGACUAGAUAUAUUUGAAUUCUUAAACCAUGUUGAAGAUGGCCUGAAGGAUCACUAUGAUAUUAAGAUGCUGACCUUUUUAAUGCUGGUGAGACUGUCUACCCUUUGUCCAAGUGCGGUGCUGCAGAGAUUGGAUAGGCUUGUUGAACCUUUGCGUGCCACGUGUACAACUAAGGUAAAGGCAAACUCGGUGAAACAGGAGUUUGAAAAGCAAGAUGAACUAAAACGAUCUGCUAUGAGGGCUGUAGCAGCGCUUUUAACCAUUCCAGAAGCAGAGAAGAGUCCAUUAAUGAGUGAAUUUCAGUCACAGAUAAGCUCUAACCCUGAGCUGGCAGCCAUCUUUGAAAGUAUCCAAAAAGAUUCAUCAUCCACUAACUUGGAAUCAAUGGACACUAGUUAGAUGUUUGUCCAAAAUGGGGACCAUUAUGUUGAACCAUAUAAUGCACUGAAUUGACAGGUUAUAAGUAAGAAACAGAAAAAGCAUCUAAUUACACAUUGUUCCACUUUAUUUACCUUUAUGGAGACAGUUGGCUUUUCCCAUAAUUGCUUUUCUAGCAUUUCCAGAAAUGUAUUUCCAUAAUCCAGAAUUUGUUAACCACUCUUUGUUUUAGUGGAUUUGGCCACAUUUGGGAAUUAAAAAGUUGAUGCAUGGUGUAUGGAAAUAGGUUCCAACAUCCAUUUGCCCUGUAAUGUUUAGGAUUAAAAUGUCAAAAUUUUGUGACCAUGAUUUUUUUUUUCUUUUGUUCACUCUUUCUACUUGUAAACAAAAAAGGGGGGGAGGUGGGAAUCAAAUGUCCAGGUGCACCAUGUUUUUUGUAUAACUUUUUAUUCUUUUUUGUUUCAGCUUCAUAAAUUGGUUUGGCUGGCAGAUGAAUUAUGUGUAAGAUUUAUUAUAUUAAAAAGGUGGUUUGGGCACAGUUCAAAAAAAGCAGACACAAAUGUCAUUUUUACAGAUGUGGGGAUUAGAAAACCAAUAUCCCUGUUGUGCACACUAAUUUUGCAUGAGCAAGUUUACAAAUAUAUAUUGUCUGUAAAACAGCAUGUGCAGUUUAUUCGUAAUGCAAGUUAAAAUAAGUUCUACUGUAUCAGUGCAGUUUUCAGGUAUUUUGACGUACAGGCCACUCAAGCAGGAAGGGAUGAAUUAAGGUUUGUUCUCUUAAUCUGGCUUUUUUAAAUGCCAGUAAUAUGACCCUGCAGAUAUUCUUACAGUAAACAUGACAAUUUCUGCAGUUCUCAUGGGUUUUCAUUCCCAAAGACUGGAUCCACUCGAAUUGAGGUGAACAAACCAUAAGAUUGGAGGGAAAUAGGAUGAGGUGGAGGUAAAAUGAGCAGAGAAAACAAUAGCUGCUCAGUGGCUCCUGAACUCUGGAUUCAACUGUGCUUUUGUUAUAAAAGUAUGAAGGAAGUUUCUGUAGUGGAUUCUAUCUCCUAUUCUUCAUCCAACAGAUUUUGUUAAGGCACUAAUAUAUGGUACUACCUAGACAAGUAUUGCCAGACCAUCAUUUUGUUCCUGUUGGAAUGUUUUCUGGCACAUGGGACCACUAGUAGGUUGCAAUGCUGGAAGUGUCAUAUAAUAUUCUGGUGAGGGAGGAAACAGGGAAUGGUCAAAAGACUGGAGAGAGAUAAAAAGCCAACAGAAGAAAAAGUUCUUCUGUGAACAUGCUGAGGUAAUUUAGAAGCAGACCAGAAGUGGAUAGCUGGCAGUCCUGCGAGGAACUAGAAUUGGGAAUUCAAUAACAAAAAAAGAGGGGAGCCACUGCCUCAAAUUGAUACUUACCAUUACUUGUUAGAUGCAACUGCUUAGUUGUCUUCCCCCCCUCCCCCACAUCAGAUCUGAAUUUGAUUUUUCUUUAGUUAACUGGUAUUUUUUAGCUAGUUUGAUAUUUUGGAAACGUGGGUACGUGGCAUAAGCUGCUACAUGACUAAACAAGCAUACGUUCUUACGACCUCAGAGACAGUUUCCUGUGAGCAUUGGGGCUUGGGGGCAAAAUCUUCACCUUACGUGCUUGCAGCUUGGGAAAAGCAGAGGAGAUAUUGGUACAUUUUACCUUAACAGAAGGACCUGAACAAAGAAGUCUUUGAACUCAUUGAAUAGUAACAAUUCUAAUGCUGUAGAAAUUUUUGAAAAUGUAGCUUUCUCUGUCUCCAAAGUCUUCAUACUAAUGUAACAAUUGUCUUCUAGAAGUAGUAAUAAAUGAGAUUAAACAUACCAACAUAUCUAAAUGUCAUGAAAAGGAGUGGGACGACUAGAGAGAAACCAUAUGGUAGAAAAAGCACUGUGAAUUAGGUGCAUUUUAUCUUACUGUAUAACUCAUCUACUUCAACUGCGGCAAUAUACAGGCCUUCUAAUUAAGAAUCUGUUGUGCUAAUUAGUUGUCAACUAAUCUUAGAAUUUUUUGUGUUAAGUUUUCAGAGUACAUUAAAAUGUUUUAUAGACCUAAAUCUAGGUGUGAGAAUGAUAUGAUAAACAUGAAAUACGAGGCUAAAAUAGGAAAAUGGAGUAAGUGACAAUGGUAAGCAAACAGAAUAUUUGUAGCUGAGAGAUUUUGUGUGUGCAUUACUACCAUAACAUAACACAACACCUAAUGUGGUGGAUGCAAAUCAUCUUCACUUUGUUUUACAGUACAUUGCAGUGGAGCAGCUUAAGGACAGAAGAAAAGGUUGAGUUGUAUUACUAUAUUAUUUGCUUUCUUGCAAAAGACUAAUUUUCACUUCGACCACUGAUGAAGAAGUUGGGAACAGAAGGAUUAAGUCUUGCCUGUAAAUUGCAACAGUGUGAUUUUCUCCAAGUAGGAGUUGUUUAUUUUGGUGAUUCAGGAAGACAGACUCAUAAAAAGGUUGUUAACUGCACCAUAAUUACUGAAUUUUUUUAUUAGCGUAACACAAUCUAUCCAUGUUAGGUGUUGAAAUUCUGCUGACUUUCACUGGAUCACUUGAUCGAAAGGUUUUUUUUUGUUUUCCCCACUGUAUGCCUGAGUAUUUGUAUAAAUCUGGUGUAUUUAUGCUUUUAGAGCAAUUAGGUUCAGGUAAUUCUGUUGAGGAUGAUGUCAGCUGUUCUUUAAAUGCUAAAUAUUCAAAACUAAAACACUACAUUUCGCUAUCUAAAACAAAACCAGAAUUCUGAAAGGCUGCUCUUAAGAUGAUUAGAACUUUUGGUAUGAUUACAACUUUCUCUAGUAUUUUUCAUCACUUUGUACAUAGACAAUUAAGACCAACUAAUAAGCUUGCACAUAAUAUAAAAAUGGUUGGCCAGUCCUUGCAUUGCAGAUUCUAGUCUUUAAAUAUUUUUGUAUCUCAAAAGUACUUUAUCCUCUGUUUUUCCAUGAAAAAAAUUGCCAUCCUUACAAGGGAGUUUUAUUUUCUAAAAUUAUAAAUUGAAAACUACUAGUACUUCAAGAACACUACAUUUCAAACAUGUAAAUUUAUUUUUAUAUGAGUUUCCUUCAAAUAAUACAUCUAAUAUAGCAGUUGACAAAAUUAAAAGAGGCGAACUGCUUCCAGUUGUAUUUUUAUGAGAGGAACAAAGCAGUACGUACGCUCCUAAAGCAGCAUUGCUUCCCUCAGAUAAAGGAUUAUUUUCACAUUUCCUCAACUCAAAUUAAAAAUGUGAAUUCAAAUUCCAUAUCUACUCCUAUUGUAUUUACCUUAACAGAUAUUCUCAGUAAUGAUGGUAGGAAAAAGUUCAGCCUGAUCUGGUGGACUUCUUAGUAGUAAGGGUUUAGCAACUGUUCUCAUCUUUACUGGUACUUCCCCUUCCUUGCCUCUGCUUUAGAUGACUUUAAAAGCAAAGUAAUAUGUGACCUUGGAAGUGUGUGUGUGUGUGUGUGUGUGUGUGUGUUGUUUUUGGUUUGUGAAUCCUCAUUGUUCUGACUGAAAUGACACCUGUUUCUGCCAAAUACCAAACAGUUAAGCCUGCAGCCUCUGGGUUUUAUUUCCCUACUGCUCUAAACAUCAGAUAAAAUGUACUUUUGUUGGGCUUGCUGUUCUUAAAAUUCAUUUCGGAGAAAUGAAAAAUACUAGUCAGUUUAUUACUUUAUUUUUUUUCCCCCUUGUUUACUUCUUGUUGUAAGGUGGGAAGAUUUGCUUGCUGUGCUAUUGAACAUGAGGAGGCUGAGAUUCUGGCAGCAAGUUUUGCUCCCUGCCCUAGAAGAGCUCUUUGGUAUAGUUAUAACUCUUGCACUAAAACUGACCUUUUUUCAUCAGUAUCCAUUUAUAAUUUUUCAUUGUAUCUGAUUUUGGGGAAGAAGAAAGAAAUUGGAAUUCUUGAGAAUAAUGAAGUAAAUUAAUCUUCCAUGGCCUGUGUUAGUGAAGCAGGGAAACUUUCUGCAAAUGGGGCUUCUGUGAGGAUCAGACAAUUUUGUCUUGGUAGGGAGUAAGACUUCUUUAGAUUUGUUUCCACCCCAUGAGGCUUUAAUAUUUCCACAUAACCUUUGAUGAGGAGAAAACUUCCUUCAGAAAGGUCAUCAAUCCCCCAAAACAAACAAGGGGUUUCAGGUGAUGUUCAUCUGUGUUAUGGUUUAGAACAUAACCCUGAACCACAGAAGAAAUAACAGCUUGAAGACAGAUGUUACCUAAAAUGUAGUGCUGAGAAAGAGAAAAUGGAAUCUUACAGUGAGAAUAUUUUAAUUUAAAAUAAUUCUCUUUACAUUCUACCUUUGUUCAUAUUUUUGAAGAAUGGGAAAUACGGAAGGAAAAGAAAAAGUAAUUGGCAAGUGGUGACCUGUGAUCCCAGAACUUAAGGGGUAAUUUAUAUUCCCUCCUACCUCUUAAAAAAAAAAAAAGAAAAAGAGUAUUUUGAUAAAAUUACAUAGUAAUUCUGAAAAUACUUUUAUUCUGAAGGAGUUAAAAUUGGUUUUUAUUAUGUUUUCACUAUUUUUUUUUUAUUAUGAAAAAAUUACUUCUGUUCUUAUGUGGAUUUCUCUCGCCUGACAGUUAUGAGUCAGUUUAAUACAGCUGCUAAAGCCUUUAGGAAAUAAGCUGUGUCACUUGGUUCAGUGCAGUAAAGAUGUUCCUGCAGUAGAAGAAGUUUGGAAUUCACUCUUUCCCACCGUUCUUUUAAUAGAUUAAAAAUACCUGGUCCUAUAUGACUGUAGUUUCCAUUCAACCUCCAGCCUUUUUUCUGUUCAACUGGACAAGUAUUGGACUCCUGAUCAUCUGAUUACUGUUACUUCAGAUGCCACCCUUUCUGGGGAUUCUUGAUGUUGUAAUCUCAAGUCUCCCAGAAGACUUUUUUCAUCAGUCCUUACUAAGGUUAUUUGCUAGAAGGUUCAAUUUUGUCUCCUGAUGUUUCCAUUGUGCAAGACAGUUCUUUCAUUAAUUCCACGUAGUAUUCAUUUUACAGAGGCAUUUCAUGCAAAGAUGCCAUGCUUAUAUGCAUCUGAAUGCUAUUUUUGAGGAAGUUCAUAGUUCAAGCACUCCUCUCUGCAGUGAAAAUACCUCACAUACCUAAGGAGAAAAUAAAACCAUGUGUCACAUGCACAGAAUUCCAUGGAAUGUGGCUUCAUGUAAAUUUUUCUCUUGCCCUUCAAUUUCUUAAUGCUCACAACUGCAUCAUGUGAUCUAAAGCUCUAGAGCAACUUUCCAGUAAGAAGGUGUUUUGAGUAGUAACAGUUGAGUUCUGCCUACUGAUGGAAUGUAUGGGAAGAGCUACUUUGAUUCUUUUCCCUCCACAGCUACUGAUCUUCAUGCAGUGGCUUUCAGCCAUGUACAUUCAGUCAUUCUAUGUAGAGCUUUAUAAGAGAAUUGAAGAGAAGUUUUUUAUCCAUGGAGAAAAUGCAUUUUCAAUGGUUCAAGUACACAUAUUCAGGUUGAAGCAGUUGGAUAUCCUCAAGGGCUAUGGAAGGACAAACAAUUUGCUGAAACUGUAAAAACUUCUGGUUGCUUAUGAAUGAUUUAUUUCACGUCUGUUGGUGGCUGAACAUGGCUGGUUCAGGAAACUUAAAGUUCAAAGGAUGACCAGGGCAGGCUAUUCCAGGCAAACGUGAAUCUGCAUUCUAAUGCUGUUUGGUGAAUGGUUAAUAUUUGUUGGUCUGAUUUUUCUUAAUACUGGUGUCAUUAGGCAUUUAUUUAUCCAAGAGUGCAUAGUUUAGCUUAUCAGCGCAAUAUUCUACACACUACUCAAGUUGUCUUAAAAUAUGGAAGGGUGUAAAAAAAAAAAAGGUCCAUUGGCAGGCUUAGGUACUUCUAUAUAUGGAGGUCAAGAAGAGAAUGGCAGAAUAUAAUGAGCAUUCUUGGAUCAAAGUAUUUUUUUGUUUUUGUCCUAAAGUGCAUACCAAGAACAAACAAAUUCUGGUAUGAUUGGCCAAAUAGACCUGGUAAAAUCCUGUAUGUCUGUGGGAUCAGACCUUUCAGCUGAGAGAACAAAUGUCUCUUUGAAACACAGGAAUUCCUGAAGAGUAUCUGACCUGUUUAAAGAAACUCAAAGGCUGCCACUACAAUAUGGAUGCUUUUAGCUACAUUCUGUAAGAAAGUUAUAUUCUGUACUACAGAAAGAAAAGAACUUGGGAGCUAUUUUGCAGUUGUGGUUCUUAACGCACGUGCAGUGAGCGCCCAUAAUUGUGAACAGUGUGAAAGCUGAGCAAAAUACACUGUUGUGAAUUGAA